Racocetra persica is the source of this 473-nucleotide messenger RNA. The record is from the annotation of a GenBank genome assembly. Lineage: Eukaryota; Fungi; Glomeromycota; Glomeromycetes; Diversisporales; Gigasporaceae.
GAUUAUUUACUUCAAAUCUUAAACCACUUUACUUGGAAAAUGUCCCAAAAAAAGCUGAUCAGACCAUAUAUCUUGACGUUACUUUUGAAGAAGAUGCCUCUAAUAUUAACAGAGGAAGAUUUAAUGGUACCUCAUACGUAAUUGAUGAAAAUAAUCCAACUAUAAAUCAAGUCAUGUUUAAAAACCAAACUACAUUUAAACCAAAUCAAAAUGUCUAUGGCCAAUUUAAUGUUUCCGAAGUUAUUGAUAUUGUGGUUUAUAACAACGAUGAAGGAGAACAUCCAUUUCACUUGCAUGGACACGUGUUCUGGGUACUUGGUUCAGGUCCAGUCGAUACUAAACCUGAUUUUUCGAAAUUAAAUAUUUACGAUCCAAUUAAACGUGAUACCGCAACUGUACCUCCUGAAGGCUGGAUGGUGAUUAGAUUCGAAGCAAAUAAUCCUGGAAUAUGGGCUUUCCAUUGUCACAUCGAG